CCGCUCCAAACUUCUUCUCGUGUUCAUUUUGUCGUCCGAAAUCGCUCUAUUGUUGCACUAACGUUACGUAGCGGCUGUUCACUAUAACGUGAAAGAUUGAGGGAUUUAUGUCCUCAUAAUAAUUCCGUCCUCCUUUUUAUUUCGAAGGUUUGUGUGAUUCAGUAAUAAUCAAAUAAUUUAUUUACAUUCCAUUAAUUCAGAAAUAGAUGGGAUAUUUCUUCAUAGGCUAUACAGGGGCUUAGAUCAACACCCGCAGUUGGGAUACUUUUAAUAAGCAAACGCACAGCAGCACAUAAAUUAACUACCUUGCUACAAACAAGCAACACUUUGGAUUAGUGGAGUCAAUAAGGACGCAAGCAAAGGCAGCAAUAUUUGAUGCAAGAUUUAAUACCUUGGCGUUUGGCAUUGCCCCCGAUGCUGGCGUUGCCGUCAAAGAAUUUAUUAGUGAGUGAUGUACAAGAUCCACUCAGCAUCACCCUUGCCAACCGUCCACAUCAAAAGGAUUGUGGACAGGCAAUGAGAAAGACUAUGACCUUGGCCUGGCUUCAUAAGACACUUAUUUACCGGUAUUUAGUUGCUGGUGCAGCGAGAUACGAGGCAUUAUCACGUGUUACCCGUUCCUAGUUUAAGCGCUGGUCAGGAUGAACUACAGUAUGUCGUUUGUUAUUACGGCGAAAAGCUUUAUAAUCAUUUGUUGCACAUUUCUCUGGAUUAUGUCUAACAACUAGUUUACAUUUUUGUGUAAAAUGUACCAAGUUAUAUUAUUUAGAUAUUUGAGCUGUUAAGCGCCCCCUAGAGGAAGGACAUUCCUUGCUGUCGCUUCUAGCGGAAGUUGUCGGGUCUUCAUCCGUAUCAACAAUUUUUUGCUUCAUCCGUAUCAACAAUGGCGGCGCAGCAGCAGCAGAUGGGUACCAACAAUCCUCAGAUGAACGUUCAGCCACCUGCUGGUUUACAACAACAACAACAGCAGCAGCAGCAGCAGCUCAGUCAGCAACAAGACUUUGACCCCGUUCACAGAUUCAAGAUGCUGAUUCCACAGCUCAAGGAGAGUUUACAGAAUGUCAUGACCAUUGCCUCACAACAUUUUGGGUACAAUGCUGCAAUCGAUAACGGUCAGCGAACAACAGAGAUGGGCAAUGAUGCAGCUGUGCAGCGGUUUGACAAAAGUUUAGAGGAGUUUUAUGCUCUUUGUGAUCAAGUGGAACUCUGCCUGCGUCUGGCCCACGAGUGCCUAUCACAGAGCAUCGAUAGCACAAAGCACUCUCCCAAUCUCGUGCCUACAGCCACCAAGCCAGACACAGUGCAGACAGAAUCAUUGUCUUACUCACAGUACCUCAGUAUGAUAAAAUCACAGAUUUCAUGUGCUAAAGAUAUCCAUAAUGCUCUUUUGGAGUGUUCGAAAAAGAUUGCUGGAAAGGGCCAGUGAGCUUGUACUUAAAACAUUGUAUUUAGUUUUCUUUUGAUAUUGUUUUCCAUAACUUUGUGAUGCUGAUCGAAGAAUAAAUAUUUUCUACGUAUAUUUAAAUUGGUGUAUUUC
Messenger RNA from Triplophysa rosa, 1537 nucleotides. RefSeq names its product mediator complex subunit 29 (gene med29). The record is from RefSeq and is a predicted model, not a curated record. The transcript is spliced from 4 exons. The coding region runs from base 884 to 1426 and encodes 180 amino acids. Gene Ontology annotation, cellular component: mediator complex. Gene Ontology annotation, biological process: regulation of transcription by RNA polymerase II. Gene Ontology annotation, molecular function: transcription coregulator activity; transcription factor binding. Lineage: Eukaryota; Metazoa; Chordata; Actinopteri; Cypriniformes; Nemacheilidae.